Molecule: messenger RNA, 1197 nt
Organism: Danaus chrysippus (African queen)
Lineage: Eukaryota; Metazoa; Arthropoda; Insecta; Lepidoptera; Nymphalidae
Source: the annotation of a GenBank genome assembly
AUGGAUGGAAAUUCAAAGUAUUAUGAAGGUUGCGGGCAGGAAGGGCCAAUACGGUGUAUAUUUUUGUGUGAAUUUCACCCGACAGCAGGGCCGAGGAUAACCUGCCAAGUGCCUGAAAACUACAUUUCUAAAGAUAUUUUCGAUACAGUCAGUCACUAUAUCAUUCCAAAAGUCCAGUUGCAGCGAAGCACUUUGACAGUAACAUUACUUGGAUCCAAAAUUUUAGGCUUUCCAGUAAGGAUAGACAAUAAGAAGUAUGCCCGUAAUGCAUAUUACUUUAACCUCUGCUUUGUGUGUGAUGCCUGGGCUAGGACUGUGCAUCUUGAACCGCUUGUAAAGAAACUUACAGAAUAUCUAUUGUCAAUGGAGCUGGAAACUGAAUGGUUAUCAAAACAAUCGCUAUCCGGUGAUGCGAAGGCUCUCAACACUCUGAUGCUGCAAGUCAUGCAGGACAUCAACAGCAGGAGAAUGUGCACAUUGACAGUUGGUACCACCACAACACAUUUGACGGUGGUUCGUCUGAACAGUGACCCAGCUCCUGUUAAAGACCACCAAGUACCUGUGUUCCUAUACAGUAGACAGUCAUUUGUUGCUGAUCAAUGGGACCUCACUACCAAUCAGAUCCUGCCUCAUAUCGAUGGUUUCAACCACGUGUCAAAGAUCGCAGCCCUAACGGACGUGGAGAUCAGUUUAGUACGAGCCUGUGUACAGAACCUGGUGUACUACGGAGUGGUCACGCUCGUGCCCAUCUUUCAAUACUGUGCUGUGUACAGUGCAACGCCCAAGUUGAGACAACUGACUCGUUGCGCGGGGCUACAGAGACAGUGUGUGGAGUUCUGUGCUAGAUCACCUCGUCAGCUUCCAAAAGUAUCGGAUCUGUUCCGUAUGUACGCGGGCAUGUCGUACGGGAGUACAGUGAGGGACCUGUGUCGGCGACUACGGCCGCAGGAACUCGCUAUCAACGAGAGGAAACUUGUGCUGUUUGGUGUACUGGAGGGGCUCAUACGGAGGGUCUAUAAGUACCCGGUGACUCUCCACAGCGAUAGUUCGUCCGCCCGUAGUGAGCACAGUUACACGGCCCGUACAUACAACGGAGUGGUCUGCCUCGACGAGCUGUGCUGCUCUCAAGGGCUCGCAGCCUCGCAGAUAGAGGAGCAGCUCGAGAGAGACAGUGACGUCAUCUUCAUCAUCAAGUGA